UAUGUCAUUAUCGCGUCUGUCAGUGAAAAUCCAUAAACAUAAUAUUUUUCAAUCAAAAUAAUGAUUCAUAUCAUCCGUAGUUAAAAAGAAAUAGAAAUCUUAAACUAGUUGCCAGCUGUAUAACUGCAUAAAGAACCAAAAGAACGAUUGCCGCCUUGCAAUAACAAUAGAUUGGAUGGUUGCAAAUUUUACAAAUUGAAUUCAAUAAGUAUGUAAUUAAAUUAACCUAAUCCUUUGUGAAUUCUUUAUAGCUUUAUGAAAUUUUCAAAUAAAGCUAAAUUAAUAAUCAUGGGAGUCGGAAAAAGCCAGUUUACCGAUGAAGAACUUCAGGAUUAUCAGGACUUGACAUAUUUCACAAAGAAAGAAGUAUUAUAUGCACAUCAAAAGUUCAAGUCACUUGCACCAGAAAAAGUAGGGCACAACAAAAAUGUUAAAUUACCAAUGUCUAAAAUAUUACAAUACCCAGAAUUACGAGUAAAUCCAUUUGGAGAUAGAAUUUGUAAAGUAUUCAGUUCAAGUCAAGAUGGUGAUUGUACGUUUGAAGACUUUUUAGACAUGAUGUCUGUAUUCAGCGAUGCUGCUCCAAAAGCUGUGAAAGCUGAACAUGCCUUUAGAAUAUUUGAUUUUGAUGGAGAUGACAUGUUGGGAAUUGGUGAUUUGCGUCAAGUUGUAGAUAGAUUGACAGGAAAUAAAACAUUGAGUGAAGGUGACAUGCAACAAUUGAUUCAGUAUUUACUAGAAGAAGCUGACCUGGAUGACGAUGGAGCCUUGAGUUUUGCUGAGUUUGAACAUAUUAUUGAAAAAAGCAGUGACUUUUCGAAGACUUUUAGAAUAAACUUAUAAAUUAUUGAACCACAACUAAUUUGAAAGACUGACAUUAUGUUGUAGUUUAUACUGCAAGAGAUAAUAAGAGAAAUAUUAUCUAAAAUACAUGUUCAAAAUGUUAGUUAUUCAGACAACAGUAAAUAAUACUUCAAAGUAUUACACGAGACAUUUGAAUAUAAAAAUAUUUAUCAUAGUAUCCUAAUAUUUAUUAUAAAUCCUUCUUAUGGACACUA
This is a messenger RNA of Phymastichus coffea, 1058 nucleotides long. Its product is annotated as calcium and integrin-binding protein 1-like. Gene Ontology annotation, molecular function: calcium ion binding. The coding region runs from base 256 to 843 and encodes 195 amino acids. The transcript has 5 exons. The record is from RefSeq and is a predicted model, not a curated record. Lineage: Eukaryota; Metazoa; Arthropoda; Insecta; Hymenoptera; Eulophidae.